This is a messenger RNA of Physeter macrocephalus (sperm whale), 1828 nucleotides long. RefSeq names its product TBC1 domain family member 10C (gene TBC1D10C). The coding region runs from base 22 to 1362 and encodes 446 amino acids. The transcript is spliced from 9 exons. NCBI's taxonomy places the organism in Eukaryota, Metazoa, Chordata, Mammalia, Artiodactyla, Physeteridae. The record is from RefSeq and is a predicted model, not a curated record.
GCAUCAGGGGUCUGCAGCACCAUGGCCCAGGCCCUGGGGGAGGACCUGGUGCAGCCUGGUGAGCUGCAGGAUGACUCCAGCUCUUUGGGGUCUGACUCAGAGCUGAGUGGGCCUGGCCCAUAUCGCCAGGCUGACCGCUAUGGCUUCAUUGGGGGCAGCUCAGCAGAGCCAGGGCCAGGUCACCCUCCUGCAGACCUUAUCCGCCAGCGGGAGAUGAAGUGGGUGGAGAUGACCUCACGCUGGGAGAAAACCAUGUCUCGGCGGUACAAGAAGGUAAAGAUGCAGUGCCGGAAAGGCAUCCCCUCGGCCCUGCGGGCCCGGUGCUGGCCCCUGUUGUGCGGGGCCCAUGUGUGUCAGGAGAACAGCCGUGGCACUUAUCAGGAACUGGCUGAGGCCCCUGGGGAUCCACAGUGGCUGGAGACCAUCGGCAGGGACCUGCACCGCCAGUUCCCUCUGCAUGAGAUGUUUGUGUCACCCCAGGGUCACGGGCAGCAGGGGCUCCUCCAGGUACUCAAGGCCUACACCCUAUAUCGGCCAGAACAGGGCUACUGCCAGGCCCAGGGCCCUGUGGCUGCCGUGCUGCUCAUGUAUCUGCCUCCAGAGGAGGCCUUCUGGUGCCUGGUACAGAUCUGCGAGGUUUACCUCCCUGGCUACUACGGGCCCCAUAUGGAGACUGUACAGCUGGACGCCGAGGUGUUCACGGCCCUGCUGCGGCGGCUGCUCCCGCGUGUGUACAAGCACCUGCAGCAGGCGGGCGUCGGGCCCCUGCUCUACCUGCCCGAGUGGUUCCUGUGCCUCUUUGCCCGCUCCUUGCCCUUCCCCACCGUGCUGCGUGUCUGGGACGCUUUCCUUAGCGAGGGUGUGAAGGUGCUGUUCCGCGUGGGGCUGACACUGGUACGCCUGGCACUGGGCACCACUGAACAGCGCCUGGCCUGCCCAGGGCUCCUGGAGACGCUCGGCGCCCUUCGAGCCAUCCCGCCCGCCCAGCUGCAGGAGGAGGUCUUCAUGCCCCAGGUGCACAGCGUGGCCCUGUCCGAACAGGACUUGCAGCGGGAGAUCAAGGCCCAGCUGGCCCAGCUGCCCGCGUCGGCAUCUGGGCCACCCCCGAGGCCGCAGGCCCGCCUGCCUGGGGCCCAAGCCAUCUUUGAGGCCCAGCAGCUGGCAGGAACCCGGGGAGCCACCAGGCCCGAGGUGCCCCGCAUCGUGGUGCAGCCCCCGGAGGAGCCCAGGCCGCCACGGCGCAAGCCCCAGACCCGAGGCAAGACUUUCCAUGGGCUGCUGACUCGGUCCAGGGCGCCCCCUAUCGAGAGCCCCGCCAGGUCCCAUCGAGGCUCCACCUCCUCCCUGGACACCCGAUUCUGAAGGUCCCACUUCUGAGGGUACCAGAGACUCGGGGUCCCCCAACCCCAAUUGCCUGAACGGUGGAUGCCAGCCUCAGAGUAGGCACCGCGCUUUACAGCCGGGAUGGAUGCCUCAGCUUCUUUCCCGCGGACUGUGUCAGGCUCGAGGAUGAAGGAAGGUGAGAGAGUGAGGUUUGGGGGACCCAGGCCCAUCAUCCGCCCAUGGAGCUGUCCUGGGGCCUGGGCCCUUGUAAGCCAUCAAGCUGGCACUGAAGGAGGGUGAGGUUAGGGGCACAGGCUGGGCUUAGGGGACCCCAAGGCUCCCGGGGAGGCCUGGAAUAAAGUCUGAGCAGAAGCCCGUAUGCAGUCAGAUGGAAUGCCUUCCAGCCUCCACCCUGGACCAGCGGCUCCUUCCCCUCCGGCCCUCACUCCCCUCACAGCCCCGCCCCUCCUAGUCCAGCCCCGGCGCCUCGGGGCACACUGAGGCC